CUCGCGUGAGUUCCUCCAAGUUCUCGCUUCCACUGGUACGUUCAAGAGGUAUAGUGUGAAAAGUAAAGUCGAAAAACGGAAUAUGGAAAAAUGGCUGCAGUUUCUGGUAUAAGAACCCUUAUUCGUAUCCAUCAUUCACUCGUUCUGCAGAAGAGCUUUAGGCGUUCACCGCUACAGCUAGCAUCAACCUGCAUCACCUGGAGGCAUUGCAGUGGCAAUAAUGACCCAACGCUGCCAACAGACACAGAGAAUAAAUCUUUACUUGAGAACUUAAAUGUGUUGGGAGUGGACUUAAAGAUGGUGCGCCAGCGUCAACCAGGUGUUCUUCGAAGGUCCUUCACCAACGAGAUAGGCCUCGCUCAGUUCCUGCAAGAAAAAGGCGCCAACCACAAAGUAAUCGCCAGCAUCGUGUCCCGUUAUCCCCGCGCCAUCACCCGGUCACUUGAUCACUUGGAGGAACGCUGGCAGCUGUGGAGAAACAUCUUCAACACAGACGCUGAGAUUGUGAGCAUCCUGAACCGCUCACCCGAGUCUUUUUUCCGUUCUAGUGACAACAAGGACUUGAAGAAGAACAUUGCUUUCUUGACCUCCUUGGGAUUAAAGUCCAAAGACCUUCAUCGGCUGCUGACCACAGCGCCGAGGACGUUCUCCAACACCCUGGAGCUGAACAAGCAGAUGGUGGAGUUUCUUGAAGACAUCUGUCUGGAGCUGGGUGGAAAAAAUCCUGAACAAUUUGCUACAAGUAUAAUAUCUAAAAAUGUGUAUAUUCUAAUCAGAAGUACUAAAAGAGUCAGGACCAACAUUAAUAAUUUGAAAAACUCUCUGAUGUUAAGUGAUGCCGAACUGCUAGCACUUCUGGAGGGAAAUGGAGCAGAAAUUAUGGACCUUUCCAACGAGUAUCUGAAGAAAAACAUCCACAGCCUUGAGGAGAAAAUGUCCUUACUAGGCUGCAAAAGAAGUGACAUGAAAAAGCUAAUAUUAAACUACCCUAUGAUUGUCUACAUCGGCGCAGCCACUCUGAACUCCAAACUGGACUGUCUUUUAAAAGGAGGAAUAACAAUAAAGCAGAUUUUGGAGAAGCCCAAAGUCCUGGAUUACAGCACCCAGAAUAUCACGGAGCGGCUGAAGGAGCUGCAGAAAGUUGGAUAUGACUUUGAGAAAAAUGGGAUCAACAUCAUGGACUCCAGCAAGAAACGAUUUGUAGCAAAGAUAGAAAAACUUUCUGGAAUUUCUGAGGAGUGAAUGCAGCAGAUUUUACUGUGAUAAAAGGUAUCCGUCCAUGUACGGCUACAUGUACCUGCACCCCUAGUAAAGACAUGUAAAAAGUCUUGUGUACAGUAGGAUAGUUUUACACAAA
Xiphophorus couchianus (Monterrey platyfish) is the source of this 1357-nucleotide messenger RNA. RefSeq names its product mitochondrial transcription termination factor 1 (gene mterf1). The transcript has 2 exons. The coding region runs from base 91 to 1242 and encodes 383 amino acids. NCBI's taxonomy places the organism in Eukaryota, Metazoa, Chordata, Actinopteri, Cyprinodontiformes, Poeciliidae. Gene Ontology annotation, cellular component: mitochondrial matrix. The record is from RefSeq and is a predicted model, not a curated record. Gene Ontology annotation, biological process: termination of mitochondrial transcription; regulation of DNA-templated transcription. Gene Ontology annotation, molecular function: double-stranded DNA binding.